UGGACAGCAGAUGACAGGUUCCAUCACUUGAUCUCGAACACGUCGAUGAGAUGAGACGUUGCAAGUCACAUUUGACGUUUCCUACACGCCCAGGAGUGGACGACAGUAGCACCGGUAGGGCUGAACGAUGGCUGCUAGGGUCUCUGGCCUUGGCGCCAAGGCUCGCGGCUGCCUGCCGAGCGUCACUGCCCAUCGCGACUUCCUCAACUGCGACAGUUGUGUUUUCCUCCCAAGGCUACCCCACCACGCCAACCCUCACCAGCCAGUUGCAACCAGCGAGAGGCAACAUGGCGGACCAGCUCAAGCACACGAAGAACAAGAUUGGGGAGCUGAAGCGUAGCCUUCAGCAUGAAGAGGCUCAGCGCGAUGAGUGGGCCAGCACAAUUCCCGCCAUGGAAACGGAGAUUGCGGGCUUGAAGCCUGGCCCCGAGCAGGACGAAUGGAAGAACAUGAAAUCAGACGCCGAACGCUCCGUCGCCGCCUUCAGCGCAACGAUUGCGAAGCUCCAGGAGCAGCUUGCCGCACUCGAGUCUGACCUUCCUCAAGCACCAGAACCUGCAGUGCCCAAGUUCGAUCCCGAGAAGCACCCUCUGCUUCGAAAGACGGUUGAGAAGCAGGAGCCCGAGAAAACCGUCGUCUUCAGCACCGGCGACAUGUGUGAGGCGCAAUGGACCGACAAGUCUUGGUACAAGGCCAAAAUUCAGAGUAUUCUCGGGUCUGUUUCAGCGCCCAAGUACCUGGUACGCUUCAUUGAGUACGACGACACCUUGACCGUCGACCGCAGUGCCGUGCGUCCCCUACCAAGCAAACGCAAGCGAGAGUCGGAGCCCGCUGGUGCGCCUCAGCCAACUGCGCCUGUCACUUCCACUCCGCACGUCAUUUCUGGACCCGCUAGCAUCAAUUCCAAUGCGCAGGCUGCCAAAAACAACGCCACCGAGGACGCGGAGCCGAAGCAGCCUAGCAGAGUUCCCACGAAGAGCGUCCUAAAGAAGAGGGCCACCAACUGGAACGACUUUCAGGCGAAGACUAGCAAGAAGAUGCCCAAGAAGGAGUCCAUGUUCCGUACCAGUACCGAGUUUGGUAGCAGAGUUGGCUUCACCGGGUCCGGCAAGGGCAUGACCGAGACGCACAAACGCACACGCUAUGACCAUAAGGCAGACACUGUAAACGACGACGAGUACAACGAGACUGCCCCUACGAGCCGCAAACGCUUCUGAACGGCGUACAGCGAGUCACAUAAUCAUCUUGUGACAUAGGCAGAUGUUCUGGCGCUUUGGCUUAGUAGUCAUCUACAUCCUACGCGAUCACGCAAAGCUUGUUGGCUUCGCACGAGAUGGGUC
Messenger RNA from Cucurbitaria berberidis CBS 394.84, 1340 nucleotides. RefSeq lists its product as uncharacterized. The transcript is spliced from 4 exons. The record is from RefSeq and is a predicted model, not a curated record. Bases 288 to 1217 code for a protein of 309 amino acids. Lineage: Eukaryota; Fungi; Ascomycota; Dothideomycetes; Pleosporales; Cucurbitariaceae.